CGACGGGGCGGAGCGGAAGCGCUAGGAGCACUGCAGGUUUCGUUAUCCUGUGUUAGGUCACUCCGGAAAGGGGAAAGCAGCCCACAGCGUCGCGCGGCCCGGAAACAACACAACGAGGCCCCAUCUUUUAGAUUCGAGUUUAGGCCCCGGGGUGGAGGUUCCGGACCGGGCCCCCUACAGCGGCAGUGCGCAGGCGCGAGGUCUGUAUCGCGAGGCCAUAAAGUUGCCCGGGUAACCAGACGCUCAGGGCUUGGACCUUCUAGUUGUUCGGAGGCCAGCCUACCGCCAGUGGUAUCCCGAGGGCAGGCUCUCUCCGGGCGUCUGUGCUCCCUUCUCUCUUAUAACCCAGUUUCUACCUUUCAGUGCCUGGGAGUCUUAGCCCUCUAUCUCUAUUCGCUUUUCUGUAUUUGCUUUGCCUCAGGGACGCACAACCCCAGCCCCUGUCCCAGUGAACCCGUCGCCAUGGAAUCCCUGCAGACUCCCCAGCACCACGAAAAUCAAGAUAAAAGGGAGAAGGAGUGUGGGAUAAAACAGCCUAUGGGCAAUAAUGCAAGGAAUCUUGAGCCCGAAAAGAGAAAGGCUAUAGGAGUUGCCUUGAGUUCAGCAACAGCUGCGCGGAAUAUCCUGUCCGGUGUACACUGUGGCUGCUCCAAGCAAUGGAGACUAAAGUUACCAUCGGAGUCGCUGCAACGUCAGGGACAAGUGAUGAAGCAGCCUAAUAACAUUUUAAAACUCAGGAAUCUGGAUCCGUUGAUCUACCCUUGGCCAGAACUUAGAAGACGGCAGGUUGCUUCUGACCUAAUGAGCCCCCUCCUCCUCCCCGGUUUUUCCAGCCUCACUUGGGCCCCCUUCCUUUUCCUCUUCACAUAUCUGCCUCCUUUUCUCACUCUCUUCACUGUUCGUUUUGUUUCCUAUUUUCUGGUAUAGUUUCUGUCCUUUAUUUAUUAUUAUUAUUAUUUUGAGACAGAGUUUCGCCCUCGUGUCCCAGGCUGGAGUGCAAUAGCGUGAUCCUGG
Mandrillus leucophaeus (drill) is the source of this 1014-nucleotide messenger RNA. RefSeq names its product chromosome unknown open reading frame, human C10orf111 (gene RPP38-DT). NCBI's taxonomy places the organism in Eukaryota, Metazoa, Chordata, Mammalia, Primates, Cercopithecidae. The record is from RefSeq and is a predicted model, not a curated record.